UCAAACAUUCGAUCGGACGGCUAGGACCCAAAGUAGCACAUGCCUUCCUCAUCUCAGGCACGAAAACCCUAAACCCAUGGCAUUCUCCGCCACUCGCCGUCUCUCCGCGGCCGCAGCGCCGGCGGCGAAACUCUCCUCGCUCUUCCCGCAUCGACGCACUCCCAAGCCUCGCCUUCCGGCGACUGAGUCCGGCGGUGAGCCGUGGCGGAGGAAGCCGACAUCGAGACCGAGGCAGCCGUGGGGGGAGGAUGCGGUGGCGCUGCUCCGGCGGCUUCACGAGGGGAGAUACCUGCCGGGGCCUGACCUCUCCGAGGCGCCGCAUGUCUUAUCACCCGACAUCGUCAAGGCCGCGGCCGAGCGGUUCGGCCAUGAUCACCAGGUCGUCGCCAAAUGGUUAUCAGGGAGUGAUUUGAAGAAGCUUGCAUUGUUUGGUUGCCCAUCUGUUGAGCGAAGAACAGUUUUUGCAUCAAAAAGAUUGCGAUCUUUCUUCAACAUUCCAGAAGAUAAAAUAUGCAGCUCUUGCAAGAUAAGAAGUUCAUGCCAGUUUGUUAACCAGGAAGUACCUAGGCAUCAUAAAGUGAUCCUGUCAGAUACUAUGAGAAUCCUCACUUUAUUUGUCCUUGAUGCAUGUCCUCAGCAACUUCAGGUUACUGCUGAAUUAAAAGCUAGUGUUUGCAAACUUCUCAAGGACACUAUGAAUCUAAGCAGUAUUUUUGACAAGCCCAUUGUGUAAUCUACUGGAUUUACUAUGUAAUACGUUAGAUAGGCUUAGGUUCAUGUUUCCUUUUUCUUUUGCAUCUGAAGAUAUGUAACGUGAUGUGAAGCAACUAAUCAACAUUUAUUCACAGACACUAGCUAUCUGAAGGAUUCAGAUAGUGUGCUGACCUCAUUGAUUUUUCUUGGUUCUUCUGACUCCGAUUUUAUGAGUGUUGUACUGUAGCAAAUUCAAGAAGCAUAUUCCGA
Brachypodium distachyon (stiff brome) is the source of this 963-nucleotide messenger RNA. RefSeq lists its product as uncharacterized. NCBI's taxonomy places the organism in Eukaryota, Viridiplantae, Streptophyta, Magnoliopsida, Poales, Poaceae. Gene Ontology annotation, cellular component: cytoplasm. The record is from RefSeq and is a predicted model, not a curated record. Bases 77 to 733 code for a protein of 218 amino acids. Gene Ontology annotation, molecular function: mRNA binding. The transcript has 3 exons.